This is a messenger RNA of Lathyrus oleraceus (garden pea), 1791 nucleotides long. RefSeq lists its product as uncharacterized. Bases 1 to 1791 code for a protein of 596 amino acids. The record is from RefSeq and is a predicted model, not a curated record. The transcript has 15 exons. NCBI's taxonomy places the organism in Eukaryota, Viridiplantae, Streptophyta, Magnoliopsida, Fabales, Fabaceae.
AUGGGGAGGUCUGAGAAGAAAAAGAGAACGAAACUGGAGAAAGCUCAAAGAAUUGAGUUCGAUAAAAAAAUGGAGAAAUAUUAUCAGGCGUUAAUGAAGACAGAAGAAAGAACCACAAGAGAACUGAGUUUUGACCCGCGUUUUAUUAUGGAAAAGACGCAAGACAGAGAAAAAACCAUCCAAAAAGUUAGAAUCUUGGAGGAUGAGAUUCAGGAACUCUCCACUUCCCCCAAUUCUGAAACUAUGAAGAAGUUUUGUCCCGUGUUUUAUUAUGGAAAAGACGCAAGACAGAGAAAAACCCAUGAAAAAGUUAGAAUCUUGGAGGAUGAGAUUCAGGAACUCUCCACUUCCCCCAAUUAUGAAACUAUGAAACGUCCAGACGGGCACUCUCUCAGUUUUGACCCGCGUUUUAUUAUGGAAAAGACGCAAGACAGAGAAAAAACCAUGCAAAAAGUUAGAAUCUUGGAGGAUGAGAUUCAGGAACUCUCCACUUCCCCCAAUUCUGAAACUAUGAAAGUAUAUAAGAAGUUAAUAGUAGGAAGUUAUGUGAAAGAUAAUCAUAGUGGUUUCUAUAGAAGUUAUAAGAAGUUAUUAGAUAUCACUCUCCUCCAUCAUUCAUGGGGAGGUCUGGGAAGAGAAAGAGAACAAGACAGGAGAAAGCUCAAAGAAUUGAGUUCGAUAAAAAAUGGAGAAAGAUUAUCAGGUGUUAAUGAAGACCGAAGAAAGAACCACAAGAGAACUGAGGCAAACAUUAGAAGUUUUGACCUGCGUUUUAUUAUGGAAAAGACGCAAGACAGAGAAAAAACCAUGCAAAAAGUUAGAAUCUUGGAGAAUGAGAUUCAGGAACUCUCCACUUCCCCCAAUUCUGAAACUAUGAAAGUUAGAAGUUUUGACCUGCGUUUUAUUAUGGAAAAGACGCAAGACAGAGAAAAAACCAUGCAAAAAGUUAGAAUCUUGGAGAAUGAGAUUCAGGAACUCUCCACUUCCCCCAAUUCUGAAACUAUGAAAGUUAGAAGUUUUGACCUGCGUUUUAUUAUGGAAAAGACGCAAGACAGAGAAAAAACCAUGCAAAAAGUUAGAAUCUUGGAGAAUGAGAUUCAGGAACUCUCCACUUCCCCCAAUUCUGAAACUAUGAAAGUUAGAAGUUUUGACCUGCGUUUUAUUAUGGAAAAGACGCAAGACAGAGAAAAAACCAUGCAAAAAGUUAGAAUCUUGGAGAAUGAGAUUCAGGAACUCUCCACUUCCCCCAAUUCUGAAACUAUGAAAGUUAGAAGUUUUGACCUGCGUUUUAUUAUGGAAAAGACGCAAGACAGAGAAAAAACCAUGCAAAAAGUUAGAAUCUUGGAGAAUGAGAUUCAGGAACUCUCCACUUCCCCCAAUUCUGAAACUAUGAAAGUUAGAAGUUUUGACCUGCGUUUUAUUAUUGAAAAGACGCAAGACAGAGAAAAAACCAUGCAAAAAGUUAGAAUCUUGGAGAAUGAGAUUCAGGAACUCUCCACUUCCCCCAAUUCUGAAACUAUGAAAGUUAGAAGUUUUAACCCGUGUCUUAUUAUGGAAAAGAUGCAAGACAGAGAAAAACCCAUGCAAAAAGUUAGAAUCCUGGAGAAUGAGAUUCAGGAACUCUCCACUUCCCCCAAUUCUGAAACUAUGAAAGAUAGAAGUUUUGACCUGCAUUUUAUUAUGGAAAAGACACAAGACAGAGAAAAAACCAUGCAGAAAGUUAGAAUCCUGGAGAAUGAGAUUCGGGAACUCUCCACUUCCCCCAAUUCUGAAACUAUGAAAGUUAGCUAA